AUGAUUGGCUGGCUCGUCUCUCUGAUGAGUAUUGAAAUACUACUUCUGGCAGUGGCUUCCCUGAGUUUCCACAUUGAGCCUGAAGAAGGUAGUCUUGCAGGGGGAACGUGGAUCACAGUCAUUUUUGAUGGUUUGCACUUGGAGCUCCUUUAUCCCAGCAAUGGUUCUCAGCUGGAGAUCGACCUGGUGAACAUGGCUAUGCCUGCCUUACCGAGCAUCCCUUGUGACGUCUCUCCUGUCUUCUUGGAUUUGCCAGUGGUGAUGUGUAGGACCAGGUCUCUGCUGUCCGAAGCACAGGAGGGGCUGUACUACAUGGAAGUGCACUCUGGGGGACAGGUGGUAGGCAGUCCAAAUCCAGGACCGCGGGACGGCCAUACUUUCCAGUUUUCCAGGGCUCACACACCCAUUGUUUACCAAGUUACACCACCGAGUGGAGUGCCAGGAAAACUAAUACAUGUGUAUGGCUGGCUUAUCACUGGAACAUCAGAAACCUUUGAUUUUGAUGCCGAGUACAUUGAUAGCCCAUUGAUCUUGGAAGCUCAAGGAGACAAGUGGGUCACAGCCUGUUCUCUUGUAAACAGGCAGACAGGAAGCCGCUAUCCUCUUCAGGAAGACCAUGGUUUUGGGACCCUGCAGUGCCGUGUGGAAGGCGACUACAUUGGCUCCCAGAAUGUUAGUUUCUCAGUAUUUAACAAAGGAAAGUCCAUGGUUCACAAGAAUGCAUGGCUGGUCAGCGCUAAACAGGAGCUUUUCCUGUACCAGACGUAUUCAGAAAUACUCUCUGUGUUUCCAGAAUCCGGGAGCCUGGGGGGAGGAACAGACAUUAUAAUUACAGGAGACUUCUUUGGCAAUCCUGCCCAGGUUACCAUUGCAGGCAUUCCGUGUGAUAUUAGACACGUGUCUCCCAGGAAGAUUGAGUGCACCACUCGGGCUCCAGGAAAAGGUGCGAGACUCACUGCUCCUCAGGCGGGCAAUCGAGGGCUGCUUUUUGAAGUUGGAGAUGCAGCUGAGGGCUUGGAUCUGACUGCAGCCACUUCUGGGUACUGGUGGCAGAUCGUCCCUAAUGCCAGUUCUCCAUUUGGAUUUUGGUCAAAAGAAGGGCAACCCUUCAGAGCACGGCUCAGUGGGUUCUUUGUGGCUCCAGAGACAAAUAAUUACACUUUCUGGAUCCAGGCUGAUGACCAAGCUUCCCUGUACAUCAGUCAGUCAGAGGACCCCAGGACCAAGGUGAAAGUGGCCUCCAUCAGGGCGGGCACUGCUAACUGGUUCGAUGCCUGGGAGCAGAAUGGAAAUGACGGGACCUGGCAACAGAAGACUCGCAAGUUGGAGCUGGUUGGUGGUUCCAGGUACUAUCUGGAAGCAGAGCAUUGUGGAAGAAUCCCCAGCAGGGGGAUGAGAAUUGGUGUCCAGAUCCACAACACCUGGCUGAACCCUGAAGUGGUCAACACUUACCUCCGGGAGAAGCAUCAGAUCCGAAUUCGUGCCCAGAGACUUCCAGAAAUCCAGAUGCUGACUGUGUCUGGCAGAGGGAACUUCUUUCUUACUUGGGACAAUGUCUCCAGCCAGCCAAUCCCUGCAAAUGCCACAGCCAAUCAGAUUCAAGCAGCCAUUCAGGAGUUACUUGCAGUCAAAUGCAAACUGGAACCCCUUUCGGCUAACAUCCUACUCUGGCUUGGAUUUGAACAAGGCCCAGAAGAUUCCAGCUUUGAGGGGAACCUCACCAGUGGAACAGAGCCCUUCUGUGGGAGAUUCAGCCUCCACCAGCCUGGACACCUUGUCCUAACACCCCCAGCUGGCCAGAAGGCCUACUGGCUAGAUCAGUACCCACAUUUAUGCAUUGCAUACAGAGGCCACACGAGUAACAUCCUGAAGGUGACUGUGGUUUUCACAACUGACUUCCAAAACUUUAAGAAGAACACCACCUGUGAGUGGAGUCUUGCGAGGACCAGUCCCAACAGCUGGCAGUUCACUUGUACCGAUCUCUGGAAGUCUUGUGUGCAUCACCCUGAGUAUCCCCAGCUGCCUCUGGCAAACGCCUCUGUGCUGGUUCAUCGGAUUGACCUCCUCCCCCUGUCUCAGAAGACGAGUGGGUUCUAUGUGGAUGAGAUUAUCAUUGCGGACACAAAUAUCACAGUUUCUCAAGCAGAUUCUGGAACAGCUCGCCCAGGUGGAAAUGUGGUAGAGUCGCUCUCUGUGGUGGGAUCCCCUCCGGUCUACAAUGUAAGCUUCUGGUUGGUGGGGUGUGGCCAGGAGCUCCCACUCAUCACCGCGAGCUCUGUGCCCACUGAAGGUGAAGAAGAAGGGUCCAGGCUGGUCCAGGUGACAACGCAGAGGAUACAGAGGGCAAGUCCACCUUUAGGAGGAUACUUCCGCAUCCAACUUCCUACGGCAGUGAUUCCUGAUGUUCCUGUGAAUAUUUCCGCUAGUCACCUGCACAAGCUCUUAGAGAAUAAUGCCGACAACUUUACAUCUAGGUACCUCAAUGUCAGUGACUUCACUAUAAUGGAGGAUCUGAAGUCUUGCCACGAACAUGUGUGGACCCUCUCUUGGUCCACCCAGGUUGGAGAUUUGCCCAGUUUCAUCAGGGUCUCUGAUGAGAAUCUAACUGGAGUGAACCCUGAGGCAACCAUGCGUGUGGUCUAUGAUGGUGGAGUUUUCCUUGGACCCAUAUUUGGAGACAUGUUGGUUACUGCCAACCAGCAUACUCAGGUGGUUGUGCGAGUGAAUGACAUACCAGCCCAUUGUUCAGGUUCCUGUUCUUUCCAGUACCUUGAAGGAUCAACUCCCCAGGUCCACUCUGUGUGGUAUUCCCUUGAUGGUGACAUGGACCUAUUGGUUUAUAUUUUUGGAACUAGUUUCUCUGAGGACCCUCAUGCCUUGGAGGUUACAGUGAACAAAACGAAUUGCAGAGUUAUUUUCUCAAACCAUACUAAUGUGGUCUGCCAGACACACCAGCUACCUGUUGGAAUGUAUCGGAUCUCCAUAUUGGUGAGACCUUCCGGCCAUGCCAUAAAUUCUAGUGGUGAAGACCUCUUCCUAAAUGUGGAGCCGAGACUGGAUGCCGUGGAACCUUCUAAAGCUGCAGAAAUUGGAGGGCUCUGGGCCACUGUACAAGGCUCUGGUUUGGAAGAUACAAGCCUGGUGUUAUUUGGAUCUCAGUCUUGUGCCAUCAAUAUCACCACAAGCAAAUCAAGAAAAAUUCAAUGCAGAGUUCCACCCAGAGGGAAAGAUGGACCCAUUGUGAAUGUGACUGUGAUCAGAGGGAAUCAUUCUGCAGUUCUUCCCAUGGCAUUUACAUAUGUCUCCUCUUUAAAUCCAGUGAUCAUUUCUCUGAACAGAAACAGGAGCAGCAUAACAGGAGGUGAGACCCUCUUCGUGGGAAUGGCACUUCUGGUAAACUACACAGAUUUGGAUGUAGAAGUCCGCAUCCAAGACACUGUGGCUCUGGUUCAUGUACAAAUGGCUCAGGGCCUGGAAGUGGUGCUGCCCCCGCUGCCUGUCGGUCUCCACAGAAUCUCGGUCUCCAUCAAUGGGGUCAGCAUUCGCUCACAGGGGGUUGACCUUCAUAUCCAGUACAUCACAGAAGUUUUUAGCAUUGAGCCUUGCUGUGGGUCUCUUCUGGGUGGAACCAUCCUCAGCAUCUCGGGAAUGGGGUUCAGCAGGAACCCAGCUUUGGUUUGGGUGCUUGUGGGUAAUCGGUCCUGUGACAUCAUGAACUCAACAGAGACGGUCAUCUGGUGUGAGACCCCGCCUGCCGCCCCGCUGCCUGAUGCAGGUGUUCCUGCCAUCCCAGCCCCCGUGGAGGUGUGGGCUGGCAAUGUGUCCUUUGUCCAAGGACCCUCGCCAAGCCUGGUGGGGAAGGGCUUUACCUUCAUGUAUGAAGCAGGAGCAACACCAGUGGUCACUGGCAUGCAAGGAGAAAUCACGAAUAGCAGCCUGAGGCUCUACGUGGAGGGAAAUAACCUGUCCAACUCAGUGAUCCUUCUGGGGGUCUUGAACUGUGAUCUUGAGACACAGUUUUUAAGGAACAACAUGAGCCUGUCUGGGUGCUCCUUUCCUCUUCACCAUUUGGAGGCCAGCGUCUAUCCAAUCCACCUACGUCAAGAGCAGAUGGGGUUUGCUAACAUGUCUGCGGUGCCCCAGCAGUUUGUGAUGACACCUCAGAUAACAGCCAUCUUGCCAACACAUGGGUCUGCUUGUGGUGGGACAGUACUCACAGUGAGGGGGCUGGCUCUCAACUCCAGGAAGAGGUCAGUGCAGGUUGACCUUUCGGGUCCUUUUACUUGUAUGAUUUUGAGCUUGUGGGACCAGACCAUCGUCUGCCAGAUUAACAGAGUGGAAGAUCCCUGGCUUGAUUCCUUCAUCCUGAACAUCACAGUCCUGGUCAAUGGGCUACCCAGUGAGUGUCAGGGCAAUUGCACUCUUUUCCUGCAGGAAGAGACAACUCCCAUCGUGGAUGCCUUGACUACUAACAUCAAUGGGUCUCUGACCAUGGUGCUGAUUAGGGGUCAGAAGUUGGGCAUCACAGCCGAUGAACCAGUGGUGUUUGUGGAUAAUCACCUUCCCUGCAUUGUAACUUUAUUUAAUGCAAGCCAUGUGUCAUGCUGGAUAAGUGACUUGACCCCAGGACUCCACUAUGUAUCAGUUUUUCAUACAAGAAAUGGAUAUGCUUGUUUCGGUAAUGUUUCCAGACACUUCUACAUUUUGCCUCAAGUGUUUGAUUAUUUCCCCAAGAAUUUCAGCAUACAUGGUGGAAGCCUCUUGACCAUGAAGGGCACAGCUCUGAGGGGAGAGAACAGCACACUAGUCUACGUUGGACAGCAGGCCUGCCUGACAGUGAGCAUCAGCACCGAGCUCAUCCAGUGCAUUGUUCCCAUAGGAAAUGGCUCUGCUGCCCUGGUCAUCGAGAUAGAUGGACUUUCAUACCAGAUGGGAGUCAUUGGUUAUAGCAAUGCCUUCACCCCAGAAUUGCUGUCUUUUUCUCAGACUGAUGACAUCUUAACCUUUGUGGUGGCCCAGUUCUCAGGAGCUGCAAAUGUUGACAUUUUUAUUGGGAUGUCACCCUGUGUGGGUGUCUAUGGCAACCGCACGGUUCUCCAGUGUAUGGUCACAUCCCUUCCUGCUGGGAAGUACCCAGUCAGAGGUUAUGACCGCACAAGAGGGUGGGCCUCGUCUGUCCUGGUAUUCACAUCGACAGCCACUAUUUCAGCAGUGACUGAGAACUUUGGCUGCCUGGGUGGAAGGCUCGUGCAUGUGUCUGGAGCGGGAUUUUCUCCAGGGACCGUCUCAGCUGCCGUGUGUGGAGCUCCCUGCCAAGUCUUGGCUAACGCUACAGUGUCAGCCUUCAGCUGCUUGGUUCCGCCCCUGGAUGUGUCCUUGGCUUUCCUGUGUGACCUGAAGCCUGAGGAAGAGAGCUGUGAAGCCUCCAGCUGCACCUACGUGCAGUGUGAUUUGACUGUCACUGUGGGGACAGAGAGACUGCCCCAAUCAUGGCCUUACCUCUACAUUUGUGAAGAAAGUCCCCAAUGCGUCUUGGCAGCAGAUCACUGGACAGGGUCAGCAUUUCCACGGUUCUCAGGCCUUUUCAUCAGCCCUAAAGUGGAAAGAGAUGAAGUUCUCAUCUAUAAUAGCUCCUGUAACAUUACCAUGGAAACUGAGGCAAAGAUGGAGUGUGAGACGCCUAAUCAGCCAAUUACCGCCAAGAUUACUGAGAUACGGAAAAGCCGGGGCCAGAACACUCAGGGGAACUUUUCCUUUCAGUUCUGCCAGAGGUGGUCAAGGGCUCACAGCUGGUUUCCUGAGAGAGUGCCACAAGAUGGCGACAAUGUCACAGUGGAGCAUGGCCAACUGCUACUGCUUGACACCAAUACAAGCAUCCUCAACUUCCUGCACAUUAAAGGAGGCAAGCUGAUUUUCAUGGAUCCAGGACCCAUUGAGCUCAGGGUACACUCCAUCCUCAUUUCUGAUGGUGGAGAGCUCCGGAUUGGAUCCAAGGACAAGUCCUUCCAAGGCAAAGCUGAGAUCAAACUCUACGGGAGCUCUUACUCUACCCCCUUCUUUCCAUAUGGUGUCAAGUUCCUGGCUGUGAGGAAUGGAACUCUUUCUCUGCACGGUUUGCUACCAGAACUGACUGUCACCCAUCUUCGAGCACCUGCCUAUGCCCAUGACAAAGCGUUGUCUCUGGAAGAUGCUGUGGACUGGCACCCUGGGGAUGAAGUUGUCAUCAUCAGCGGAAUAGGUGUCAAAGGUGCAAAACCCAUGGAAGAGAUCGUCAUUGUGGACGCUGUGCACAAUACAGACCUCUAUUUGAGGUCACCCUUAAGAUAUUCUCACAACUUCACAGAGAAUUGGAUGGCCGGAGGACGCCAUCUUGUAAAGGUCCCAGUGGUGCUGCUCAGCAGGAGGGUUACUAUACGAGGAAAUCUCACUACUGAGAGGAUGAAGCACCUUGCUUCAUGCCAGGAAGCCAGUGGUUCAGAAGGUAAUUUGCAGGACUGUUUAUAUUCUAAGAGUGAGAAGAUGCUGGGAUCUAGGGAUCUGGGGGCCAGAGUCAUUGUUCAGUCUUUCCCGGAGGAGCCCAGUCGGGUCCAGUUGAAGGGAGUGCAGUUCCAGGACUUGGGGCAAGCCUUCCAUCAGCAUCUGAGCUCACUGACUCUGGUGGGAGCUCUGAGAGAUUCCUAUGUCCAGGGCUGCACAGUGUGGAGCUCUUUCAGCAGAGGCCUCAGCAUGUCAAGGACCUUGGGCCUGAAGGUGGACAGUAAUACAUUCUACAAUAUUUUAGGCCAUGCCCUGCUUGUGGGUCCAGACAUGGACACAAGAUAUAUCUCUUGGAAGGCUACUCCUGAAAGAAAAAUUGGUUGGCCAGAACAGGGAAAUAUAAUAAGAAACAAUGUGAUCAUCAGUGUUUCUGGCACCGAGGGACUCUCCAGUCCUGAAAUGUUGACACCAUCUGGCAUCUAUAUCCGCAAUCCCACCAACGUUGUAGAGGGAAACAGGGUGUAUAUUGCUGGUUUGGGCUACUUUUUUCAUCUUGUGACCAGCCAGACAUCACAAGCUCCACUUCUCUCCUUUAGUGAGAAUAUUGCACAUUCUUGUACAAGGUGUGGUCUCCUUAUAUAUCCUCAGUUUCAGCCACCUUGGGAUAUUGACAAGGGCCCCACACUGUUCCAGAACUUCACAGUGUGGGGAAGCGGAGGUGGUGCCCAGAUUUUUAGAAGUAGCAAUCUUCACCUGAAAAACUUCCAAGUUUAUUCAUGCAGAGAUUUUGGAAUUGACAUCUUGGAAAGUGAUGCAAAUACCUCAGUUACUGACAGCUUAUUACUUGGCCAUUUUGCCCACAAGGAAAGCCCAUGUAUGUCAGUUGGGAUCAAAACUCCCAAGAGACAGGAAAUGAUAAUAUCUAACACAACCUUUGUUAAUUUUGAUCUCACUGACUGUGUGUCCAUCAGGACCUGUUCCGGCUGUUCCCGAGGACAAGGAGGAUUUCCUGUGAAGACCAAUCAGUUGAAAUUUGUAAACUCUCCAAAUUUGGUAGCAUUUCCAUUUCCUCAUGCAGCAAUUUUGGAAGACUUGGAUGGGUCUCUGUCUGGGAGAUAUAGAAGUCAUAUUCUUGCUUCUAUGGAAACCCUUCCGGCUUCUUGUUUGGUCAGCACAAGCUUCAGUCAGAUUGUUCCUGGCAGUGUCUGUGCAGAAGAUCUUCUCUUUCAUCGUAUGUCUAUUGGUUUAGCUAAUGCUCCAGAGGCUCCUUAUAAUUUGACCGUGACUGACAGCAGAAAUAAGACAACCACUGUCAAUUAUGUGCAUGACACAUUGUCUAACCCUUAUGGCUGGAUGGCUUUGCUCUUGGAUCAAGAAACUUACUCAGUGCAGUUUGAGAAUCCUUGGAUCAACAGAUCUCUGCAGUACUCAGCAACGUUUGGCAACUUUGCUCCUGGGAGUUACCUCCUGCUGGUGCACACAGUCCCGUGGCCUUACCCUGACAUCCUGAUAAGGUGUGGGAGUCGGGUAGGGCAGGCCCUUCCAUCUCUGCCAUCAUCUGGUCAAGCCCAAGCUUGCGACUGGUUCUUCAAUACCCAGUUGAGGCAACUCACCUACCUGGUUUCAGGUGAAGGCCAAGUUCAAGUGACUCUCCAGGUGAAGGAAGGUGUGCCCCCAACGAUUUCAGCUUCUACCUCUGCACCUAAGUCAGUUUUAAAAUGGUCCCUUCCUGAAGCAUGGACAGGCAUUGAAGAAGGCUGGGGAGGACACAACCAUACCAUUCCAGGUCCUGGGGAUGACGUCCUGAUUUUACCCAACAGGACCGUCCUUGUGGAUAUGAAUCUUCCAUUACUCAAAGGCCUCUAUGUGAUGGGGACUUUAGAAUUCCCUGUGGACAGAAGCAAUGUUCUGAAUGUGGCAUGCAUGGUCAUUGUAGGCGGGGAGCUGAAAGUUGGUACUUUGGAAAAUCCCUUAGGAAAAGAACAAAAGCUUCAGAUUCUCCUUAGAGCCUCAGAGGGAGUUUUCUGUGACCGUUUCAAUGGAACGGUUCCUGUUGAUCCAGGAACAAUUGGGGUAUAUGGGAAGGUCCAGCUUCACGGUGCUCAUCCUAAGAAAUCCUGGACCCGGCUUGCAGCCGACAUCGCCCCAGGCAAUGAAAGAAUUAUAGUAGAGGACUCAGUGGCUUGGCGACCCCAUGACAAAAUCGUCCUUAGCUCCUCUUCUUAUGAGCCUCAUGAAGCAGAGGUCCUCACUGUGAAGGAAGUCAAGGCUCACCAUAUUAGGAUCCAUGAGCGGCUCAAACACCGGCACAUUGGAAGUGUCCAUGUCAUGGCGAAUGGCCGAUAUGUUCGUUUGGCUGCAGAGGUUGGACUUCUGACCCGAAAUAUACAAAUCCAGCCUGAUAUGUCAUGCAGGGCGAGACUACUUGUGGGGUCCUUCAGAAAGUCCAGCAGUGAGGAAUUUUCAGGUGUCCUUCAACUUUCAAAUGUGGAAAUUCACAACUUUGGGUCGCCAUUGUAUUCAUCCGUUGAACUUGCUAAUGCAUCAGUAGGAUCCUGGAUAAUUUCUUCUGCUCUGCACCAGAGCUGUGGUGGGGGCAUUCAUGCCACAGCCAGCCAUGGGAUCAUUCUAAAUGACAAUAUAGUGUUCGACACAGUUGGCCACGGCAUAAAUUUGGAGGGUCAGAACUUUUCUCUCUCGAAUAACCUUGUGGUUCUGAUGACACAGCCAGCAUGGUCCACUGUUUGGGUGGCAGGAAUCAAAGUGAAUCAGGCAAAGGACAUCAACCUCUACGGCAAUGUUGUGGCAGGAUCGGAGAGACUGGGCUUUCAUAUCCGAGGCUACAGGUGCUCCUCUUCUGAAGGUCACUGGUCUGACAAUGCGGCCCACUCAAGCCUCCAUGGCCUUCAUCUCUAUAAGGAAAAUGGACUAGGCAACUGUACCGGUAUCUCUGGCUUCUUAGCUUUCAAGAACUUUGACUAUGGUGCCAUGCUACAUGUGGAGAACAGUGUGGAGAUGGAGAACAUCACUCUGGUAGAUAAUGCUAUUGGUCUUUUGGCAACAGUAUAUAUGUCUUCUGCUCCUCAGAGUCCCAUCGAAAAUUUACAGAUUGUACUUAGGAAUUCAGUCAUUGUAGCCACUAGCUCCUCUUUUGACUGCAUUCAGGACAGAGUUGAACCUCGUUCUGCCAAUGUGACAUCAACAGAUCGAGCUCCUUCCAAUCCACGAGGGGGUCGAGUUGGUAUUUUGUGGCCUGUAUUCACCUCAGAACCAAAUCAGUGGCCUCAGGAGCCCUGGCACAGACUGAGGAAUGGCCAUUCAAUUUCAGGAGUUAUGAAAAUUCAAGAUGUCACCUUUUCUAGUUUUGUGAAGAGUUGCUAUAGUGAUGACUUAGAUGUCUGCAUCCUGCCCAAUGUAGAGAACACUGGAAUCGUGCAUCCAAUAACAGCAGAGAGGACCAGGAUGCUAAAUAUCAAAGAUAAAAACAAGUUCUACUUUCCUCCUUUGCAGACCAGGAAAGGGUUAGGAAUACUGGUCUGUCCUGAAUCAGACUGUGAAAACCCAAGAAAAUAUCUCUUUAAGGAUCUGGAUGGGAGAGCCCUGGGUCUGCCACCACCGGUUUCUGUAUUUCCUAAAAUGGAGGCUGAAUGGACUGGAUCCUUCUUCAACACAGGUACAUUUAGAGAAGAACAGAAAUGCACAUACCGAUCCCUCAUACAAGGCUACAUCUGCAAACAGACUGACCAAGUGAUCUUAAUUCUUGACAAUGCUGAUGCCACUUGGACAACGCAGAAGUUUUAUCCAGUUGUAUCUGUUACUAAUGGUUUUGUCGACACCUUUAGUAGUGUAAAUGCCAAUACCCCCUGUUCUACUUUAGGGUCUGUAUCUACUUUCUAUUCCAUUUUACCCAUCAGGGAAAUCACCAAGGUGUGCUUUGUGGACCAGACACCCCAAGUUUUGCGUUUUUUUCUUUUGGGGAACAAAAAUACCUCCAAACUUCUUUUAGCUAUAUUCUACCAUGAACUCCAGAGCCCCCGUGUUUUCAUAGGGGAAAGUUUCAUUCCAUCUGUUGUGGUUCAAUCGACUUCCUCAUUGCUGGAUGAGUCUUCUGGUUCCAACUAUUUCAGCAUCUUGGAUAAUCUUUUGUAUGUUGUCCUACAAGGACAGGAGCCCAUUGAAAUACACUCAGGUGUCUCCAUUCAUCUGGCCUUCACAGUGAUACUUCCAGUCCUAGAAAAGGGCUGGGAAAUCCUCAUCCUCCAAAGACUAACUGACUUCUUACAAGUUAGCCAAAACCAAAUCAGAUUUAUUCAUGAGAUACCUGGCAAUAAAGCAACCUUAAAGGCCAUUGCUGACAAUAAAGCAAAGAGAAAGCGCAAUUGCCCAACUGUGACUUGUGCCAGUCAUUACAGAGUUGGUCAACGUAGACCUCUCAUGAUGGAAACGAGCUCAUAUAGUGUCCUGCCACCAACCACUAUGGAAACUACCUCAAAAGUAGUAGUCAUUGAAAUUGGUGAUCUGGCAACAAUAAGGAGCACUGGACUGAUUUCAUCUUUAUCAAGUAAGAAAUUACAGAAUUUGGCUCACCAGAUUAUCACUGCUCAACAAACUGGAGUACUAGAGAAUGUUCUGAAUACGACCAUUGGAGCCUUACUGGUAACUCAGUCAAAGGGAAUCACUGGGGAUGGAAAUACAAGCAGCUAUAAAACUGAGAACUUGAUAUAUGUUCGGCCCUAUGCUCUCUUGGUCCUGGUCCAGCCUUCGGAUGGAGAGGUGGGAAAGGAACUUCGAGUGCAACCACAGCUCGUUUUUCUGGAUAAGCAGAAUCAGAGAAUAGAGUCCUUGGGGCCUCCUUCAGAGCCUUGGGCCAUUUCUGUUUCCCUGGAAGGGACAUCAGAUUCAAUGCUGAAAGGGUGUACUCAGGCAGAAAGUCAAGAUGGUUAUGUGAGCUUCUCCAACUUGGCAGUUUUGAUCUCUGGGUCAAAUUGGCACUUUAUUUUUACUGUCACUUCCCCUCCAGGGGCCAAUUUUACAGCUCGAUCAAAGUCAUUUGCUGUCUUACCUGCAACUAGAUCAGAGAAGCCAACCAUCAUCUUGGCUGCAUCCCUCUGCUCCUUGACCUCAUGGCUGGCUCUAUGCUGUCUGGUGUGCUGUUGGUUUAAAAAAAACAAAAGCAGAAAAACAAAAUGUGAAGAUAUUUCUGAAUUCCAGACUAAUGAUCAAAAGAAUCAUAGCCAUAUCUCAUCCAAACACCAAGGAUCACAAGUAGAGCCUAAAAAGGAAGAUGCCAUGAUGGGAGAAGAUAUGAAGAUGAAGGUGAUCAUGGAUGAAAUGAACCAGCUCCCCCACCAAUCACUGAAUGGCCUGUCCAGAAGGAAGGUUGGCCGCCACGCUGUCCAGAAAGAGGGUGGCCUCCGAGAAGAGGCUGCUGCUCCUGCUCUAGGUCUUACCAGCGUCCCAUCCCAGGGGCACACCUGUGCUCCAGACUCUCCUGCUCAGCAGGUUUCUCUGCAGGAGGCUGGGAACUGGAGGGAGGCCCAAGAGCAGCUGGUCAGAUACCAGCUGGCAGGCCAAGAUCAGAGGUUGCUGCUCUGCCCAGACCUCAGACAAGAGAGGCAGCAAUUGCAGGGGCAGAACCAGCUGGGCAAGGAAAGAGGCAGCUUGAGGCUUUCCCAAGAGAAGAAAGCCUCUUGUGGUGCUACCCAGGCAUUCUGUCUUCAUUCAGUCCCCCAGGAAACUAUUCAGGAACAGCUGUGAUAGGUGCACGAUAAUUGAUAUUCUUAUGGGCUUUGUUGAGAGUUUAAUUAAGGACAGAGAUAUAAAAACAGUAAGUUUGGAGAAGGGAAUUGUCCAUGGACCAAAGUUAUAAUUUUAAAAUAGUUCUGUUAGUUGCUGGGUCAAAUUUACAACUGGAAAAUAAAACUAUUUGCGGAGACCAAA
Molecule: messenger RNA, 12417 nt
Organism: Suricata suricatta (meerkat)
Lineage: Eukaryota; Metazoa; Chordata; Mammalia; Carnivora; Herpestidae
Gene: PKHD1
Product: PKHD1 ciliary IPT domain containing fibrocystin/polyductin
Exons: 66
Coding region: 1-12234 (4077 amino acids)
Source: RefSeq, a predicted model, not a curated record